This is a messenger RNA of Umbelopsis ramanniana AG, 491 nucleotides long. RefSeq lists its product as uncharacterized. Gene Ontology annotation, molecular function: large ribosomal subunit rRNA binding; structural constituent of ribosome. Gene Ontology annotation, biological process: translation. The record is from RefSeq and is a predicted model, not a curated record. Lineage: Eukaryota; Fungi; Mucoromycota; Umbelopsidomycetes; Umbelopsidales; Umbelopsidaceae. The transcript is spliced from 2 exons. Gene Ontology annotation, cellular component: ribosome; cytosolic large ribosomal subunit. The annotation marks the transcript as partial.
AGAUGCCACCUAAGGUUGACCCCACCGAAAUCAAGAUCAUCACUCUCCGUGCCACCGGUGGUGAAGUCGGUGCUUCCAGUGCCCUCGCUCCCAAGAUCGGUCCCCUCGGUCUCUCCCCCAAGAAGGUCGGAGAAGACAUUGCCAAGGGUACUGCUGACUGGAAGGGUCUCCGUGUCACCGUUCAGUUGACCAUUCAGAACCGUCAGGCUCAGGUUUCCGUUGUUCCCUCCGCCUCUUCCUUGGUCAUCAGAGCUCUUAAGGAGCCCCCGCGUGACCGCAAGAAGGAGAAGAACGUCAAGCACUCUGGUAACAUCUCUCUCGAUGACGUUAUUGAGAUCGCCCGUACCAUGCGCUACAAGUCCCUCGCUCGUGAGCUUAAGGGUACUGUCAAGGAAAUCCUUGGUACUGCUUUCUCCGUUGGCUGCACUGUCGAUGGUCAAAACCCCAAGGAUCUUGGUGAUGCCAUCGAUGCCGGUGAAGUCGAAGUCCCC